Molecule: messenger RNA, 1865 nt
Organism: Zymoseptoria tritici IPO323
Lineage: Eukaryota; Fungi; Ascomycota; Dothideomycetes; Mycosphaerellales; Mycosphaerellaceae
Exons: 4
Coding region: 84-1865 (593 amino acids)
Biological process (GO): intracellular protein transport; vesicle-mediated transport
Cellular component (GO): Golgi membrane
Source: RefSeq, a predicted model, not a curated record
UACAACUGCACGCCCUCUUGACCUCAAGUCAUAUCCACGGCAUGCUUGGACACAAUUGAUUGCGCUGCCAGCUGUCAGCCAUCAUGGACAUCUUUCAGAGCGUGCAAGGCUACAUCACGAAGAUCGUGUCGCAAGGAGAGAAUGCGGCGAGCACAGAGGCCGGCGCGGCGAAGAUGAAGAUACUGUUGUUGGACAAAGAUACUGUGCCAAUCGUAUCCUCAGCUACCACCCAGUCCGCCCUCUUGAACCACUCCGUAUACCUCACGAAUCGCAUCGAUGAUCAGAACCGAGAGAAGAUGCGACACUUGAAGUGUAUAUGCUUCCUCCGACCGUCGCCCGAUAGUAUACAAUCCCUCAUCGACGAGUUUCGAGAACCGAAGUACGGCGAAUACCACAUCUAUUUCAGCAAUAUAAUCAAGAAGUCCUCACUCGAACGCUUAGCCGAAGCAGACGAUCACGAAGUCGUCAAGUCGAUCAUCGAGUACUUCGCCGACUUCACAGUCAUCAAUCCAGAGCUCUGCUCGCUUCCUCUCUCGACACGACUCUUUUCCUCAUCGCCAGAAGCUUGGAGUCAUGACAGCCUUACAAGAACAACAGAGGGCGUGCUGGCGAUGCUCCUCGCGCUGAAAAAGAAGCCACUCAUACGAUACGAGAAGAACAGCCUGCUGUGUAAGAAGCUCGCGACGGAAGUACGGUACGCGAUGACACAGGAAGAGCAAUUAUUCGAAUUCCGAAAGCUGGACACACCGCCGAUAUUGCUCUUGGUGGAUCGCAGAGACGAUCCCGUCACACCACUGCUCACACAGUGGACGUACCAAGCGAUGGUGCAUGAGCUGCUCGGAAUUGAGAAUGGCAGGGUCAACCUGAGUGAAGUGCCAGACGUCCGGCCAGAGUUCAAGGAUAUCGUCCUCUCGCAGGACCAAGACCCAUUCUUCGCGAAGAACAUGUACUUGAACUUCGGCGACCUUGGCCAGAACGCUAAAGAAUACGUUGAGCAAUUCGCCUCGAAACAAGCGUCGGGCCAGAAGCUCGACAGCAUCGAAGACAUGAAACGAUUUGUCGAGGAAUAUCCAGAAUUCCGUCGAUUAUCUGGCAACGUCACAAAGCAUGUCACCCUUGUCACGGAACUCAGUCGGCGCGUCGACACCGACAGUCUGCUAGAUGUUAGCGAGCUCGAGCAAAGUCUUGCUUGCAAUGACAAUCACUCUCAAGAUGUCAAGACACUGCAGAAGCUCAUUCAAGAUCCGAAGAUACCACCGGACAACAAGCUCCGUCUGGUCGCCAUCUAUGCGUUGCGCUACUCUUCUCACACCAACAACAACACUCCCGCGCUCAUGGACCUCCUUGCAGUCGCUGGAGGUAUCAGUCGACAUCGCAUCAACCUCAUUCCGAAGCUGCUAUCCUACGCUCACUCUCUUCAAUCCAUGCCGCAGACUGGCGGAAUUCCAGAUUUGUUUCAGACAUCAAACAUCUUCUCCGAAGCGCGCUCAAGAUUCAAUCGUGGCCUGCGCGGAGUAGAGAACGUCUACACGCAACACUCGCCUCGACUGGAGACCACACUACAAGAUCUGAUCAAAGGACGCCUGAACAUGAACACGUUCCCGUUCGUGGAAGGCGGCGGACAGACGAGGGACAAACCGCAAGACAUUGUUAUCUUCAUGGUCGGCGGUGCUACCUACGAGGAAGCCAAGAUGGUGGCUCAGGUCAACGCGAGUAGUCCGGGCGUGAGAGUCGUGCUGGGCGGGACUGGGAUGCUCAACUCGAACUCAUUCUUGGAAAGUGUAGAGGAGAUUGUGGAUGCGUGGCCGGAGCCGAGGCCGGACACCGCGGCGGGCAGAUUGAGGCGGGAGGUCGGAAGGACGUGA